CGCCGAGGCAUUCAGCGAGGGCAAAAAGGCGCGAGCCAUGGGUUCGGUGGACGUGAGCGACGGUGGAAUCUCCACGGCAAUCGCCUCGGUUCGAGACGACGGCACCGAUGACAUGUACGCCAUCCUGAAAUACGACGGCAAGGCGAAGCUCAUUCUCCAAAAGACCGGAAGCGGCUCGAUGGACGAGAUGGCCGGCGAGCUGGAUGACGGCGAGGUGCAGUACGUCCUGCUGCGCGUCGAGGGCGGCCGUGACCAGGAGUCCAAGGCCGUCAAGUUUGUCUUCAUCACGUGGGUAGGGUCGUCGGUGGGAGGGAUGGCAAAGGGGCGUGUGGCUAGCCACAAGAUGGCGGUCAAGGACGCCCUCGGCUGGACGGUGGUUGACAUCCAGGCUGACGACAAGGACGACAUCUCAGAGGAGGUGAUCCGCGAAAAGCUGAAGAAGGCGUCGGGCGCAAACUACGACCUCGGCUCGAACGCGGGCGGCAACUACGAGUCCAAGGCGGGCGAGAUACAGGCGGCCGGCCGGAACAACUACCAGACGCUCGAAAAGGAGUCAAACAUCGGCCCGGUCGUCUUUGAGACCAGGGCGCUUCCGAAGGAGACGCCGAUUGAUUUGGGAGGGCGGCCGAUGGUGGCGUCCGCGACGGAGGGAAAGAAGAACACCGUCAUCCGCGACGAGGUGGAGGUGGCGGCGGCCAAGAAGGGAGAGGAGUAGGGCCGUCCCCCCCUCCCACCGGGCGGAAGAGCGAGGAGUAGGCCUCCCCCUCCCCCUACCGUGCACAGACGUCCCAUGGGCAGCCUCGUGCUGUGACUCGCGCGCCCUGGUGCCGACCUCCCCCCCCCCCCCCUCCCCCGGCACGUAUAGCCGCCGGGGCGCCGUCCCCGUUGCGCCCUGCAGCUGUGUCGCACGGGUCGGCGGGGCAGCUCGUUCCAUUUCCUCUCUCUACGCCCCCAGUGCAUACCCUUUAGCGCGAGAGAGCCCCGGGGACGGAGCCCGGAAGUGUUUAUUCGCGUUUUCGUGGAUGCGAGAGACGGGUACGGUACUGGAUAACGUACGGCUCUACGACUUGGAGCAC
Messenger RNA from Emiliania huxleyi CCMP1516, 1076 nucleotides. RefSeq lists its product as hypothetical. Gene Ontology annotation, cellular component: cortical actin cytoskeleton; actin filament; plasma membrane. The coding region runs from base 38 to 715 and encodes 225 amino acids. Gene Ontology annotation, biological process: regulation of actin filament polymerization. The transcript is spliced from 11 exons. Gene Ontology annotation, molecular function: actin filament binding. Lineage: Eukaryota; Haptophyta; Isochrysidales; Noelaerhabdaceae. The record is from RefSeq and is a predicted model, not a curated record.